AUGGACAUGGACGAAGACACGGAUCCCGCCGAACCUCCAACCGGGACCCCUAACCACCCCAUCGAUAUUUCUGAUGGAUCAUCCUUCCAUGGAUCACCUUACCGUGGUCCAGACAGUUACCAGGUGAGGUUCGCCCAAUAUGAUUGGGUGUUUACCCCUUCUUACCACUCCUCGCCUCAUCAGCAGCAGCAACAGCAGGAGGAUCCCUCUGAGGAUUCUUGUUUUGUAGCAGUCACUCCACCGCCACCACCACCAGUUCAGCAGCCGCCUCCGGAGCCACUGAGGCGAAGAAGAUCGAACGCACGGAUGUCCAUGCGAGGAGGAGUGCGUAUCAGCACCCCCCAACCUUCAAGUGGCAGCCACUACCCGCCACUCCAUGAAGACCCGCAGAUGGGAGGGCCUUUAUACCCCGUCUCGGAGGUAGACUUCGCGCCUGUAGCACCACCACCGUUGGGUUUUGGUAACCCGAUUCCUGCAUAUGCCGGCUCAGCGGCGUAUAAUCCCUUUGACCAGCCGGCCCACACCAACUACAAUUAUGCAGAGGUUGACCCAUACCAAGCAGCAUGGGAUUACAAUGCUCUCCACCCUGAAGGGCCCUAUGGAGCUCCCUGGGGAGUUGGAUACCCAGCUUAUGGGUACCAACAACCGCCACCUCCUCAACCUCCACAUCAGCAGCCGCCACAGCCGCAAUUGAUACCGCCAGAACGACAACAGGAGGUUCUCGAAAGGUUGAGCCAGGUUGAGCGGGAAGUUCAAGCAGAGCGCAGGAACAACCGCGGAUUCUUUAGAGGUUUGGCAAGCCUAAUCAAGGGGAAGACCAAGGGAAGGGAUUUUUGA
Molecule: messenger RNA, 837 nt
Organism: Helianthus annuus (common sunflower)
Lineage: Eukaryota; Viridiplantae; Streptophyta; Magnoliopsida; Asterales; Asteraceae
Product: extensin-like
Exons: 1
Coding region: 1-837 (278 amino acids)
Source: RefSeq, a predicted model, not a curated record